This is a messenger RNA of Linum tenue, 1767 nucleotides long. NCBI's taxonomy places the organism in Eukaryota, Viridiplantae, Streptophyta, Magnoliopsida, Malpighiales, Linaceae. The record is from the annotation of a GenBank genome assembly.
CAGGAAAUAAAAUCAGCCCAGAGCUCCAUUAUAAAACAGUAGCACAUCAACAUAAUGUUGAAAUGAUAUCAUUCGUUUGAUUAUUAUCAUCCCAAAGAUCACGCAUCCUCCCACUGUUCUGGCUAGCUUUUUCUGUUCAUUCCGCCACACGAGAAGGAAGAAAAGAAAAUUAAAAAGAGAGAUAAUACUAUAGAGGAGAUCGCAAGAAAGUGGAUUUCAGAAUCCCAAUCGUAUAAUAGUGAGAGCUGGAAAAUGUAAAACAAAAACGAAAAGAAAAGUUCUAUAAACAAGAGAAAUAAAAACUAAAAACAAACAAUGGAGGGAGACAGAGACAGAGCGAGAGGGAAAGGUGGGAGAGAGAGAGAGAGCAGAUUUCAAAGAUUUGCUAGAGAGAGAAAGAUUUGAUUUGGAGAGAGUGGACAGAGACAGCUUCACCAUUUCCCCCCCUUCCCUCUCUGUUUAUCCUUUAUAUUCUUUCCUCCAUUCUUCCUUUAAUCCAAAAAUCUCUCAACCGCUGCACAGUUCUCCGACGGGAAGCAGUACUCGUGUUGUGAAAAAAGCGUAUUAAUAGUUGCUAUGGCUAGAAACGGCGUCGUCGCUUCUCAACGGUGGAGGUCGGACGGAGAUGUCUCCUCCCAGCAGCAGCCGCCUGCGGACUCGGUUGUUGCCGACGAAGUUCAUGUUCUAGCCGUGGAUGACAGCCUUAUUGAUCGGAAAGUCAUUGAGCGGCUGCUCCGCAAUUCUUCCUACAAAGUUACGGUGGUUGAUAGUGGCGUAAGAGCUCUUCAGUUCCUUGGAUUAGAUGGAGAAGAGAAGAAGGCCUCUUCCAUUGGUGCUUUUGAUAGCUUGAAAAUCAAAGUGGAUCUGAUCAUCACCGAUUACUGUAUGCCGGAGGUGACCGGCUACGAUUUGCUCAAGAAAAUCAAGGGAUCCUCUACGCUGAGAGAGAUCCCGGUGGUGAUAAUGUCGUCGGAAAAUGUCGUGACUCGAAUCGACCGUUGUUUGGAGGAAGGUGCGGAGGAUUUCAUUGUAAAGCCGGUGAAACCGUCGGACGUCGCACGGCUUCGAGGCUACAUGGCGACGAGCGAGCCGAGCGUGCGGGUCAACAAGAGGAAGCAACGAGAAAGCUGUGAGAGCUGCAGCAGUCUCUCCACCGCUUCGUCCACAUCAUCAUCCAUCUCUUCCUCGCCAUCUCUGUCACCGUCUCCGCCGUCAUCGGCAUCUCCGACGCCAAUGUCGAUCUCAGAGCCGUCCUCGCCGUCUCCGUCGCCCUCCCCGCCGAUGUCUCAAUCCGUCUCCGCGCCGUGUUCACCGUCGUUGUCGGAGGAGUAGCAGAGAAGGGAAAAACUCAAAAAAGUAAAGCAAAAAAAAGAAAAGGGAGAAAAAAGUUGAGAGGACUCUAGACUGGUAAAGAGUAAAAGGACCACAGCCCCACGAAAAAUUUGCUUUUCAGUACAAAUUUGCCACAGUCGGAAUGAAUCCAAUGAAUGAUGGAAGAAGAAGCAGUAGAGAAGAAAGAAUGGAAAGGCAAUUUUGGGCCAGGCCUAGAGUCGGCAAUUUUUCCGUUACUUUUGCUUAACGGUUUUUUUAUUUUUUGUGCUGGGAUUUGUACAUUAUUACUACUUACUACUUUCCACUGUUCUUUUUACCGCCCCGUCCCCUCUCUUGUCGCUCCACUAGCAGAGGAAGGAAAAUCAAAAUCUAGUCUAAUCUUGAAAUCAAAUUGCACGAAUGGUCCCUAAUAUUCUUAACCUAAUCAAUUUACUC